This is a messenger RNA of Colletotrichum karsti, 600 nucleotides long. RefSeq lists its product as uncharacterized. Lineage: Eukaryota; Fungi; Ascomycota; Sordariomycetes; Glomerellales; Glomerellaceae. The record is from RefSeq and is a predicted model, not a curated record. Gene Ontology annotation, molecular function: carboxy-lyase activity. The transcript has a single exon. The coding region runs from base 1 to 600 and encodes 199 amino acids.
AUGAGGGAAUCAUAUCCCCGCAAGAAGAUCGUCGUCGCCCUCACUGGCGCAACAGGUGCCCAAAUCGGCAUCCAUAUCCUCCAGACCCUCCGCCGCCUCAAUGUCGAAACACAUCUUAUCAUCAGCAAAUGGGCAGCCGAAACGAUAAAAUACGAAACAGACUACACCCCAUCAGCCGUAAAAGCCCUCGCCGACCAUGCAUACAGUUCUCACGACCUCGCUGCGCCGAUAGCCAGCGGGUCGUACCGGGUGGACGGCAUGAUUGUGGUCCCAUGCUCCGUAAAGACCUUGGCCGCGAUCAACGCCGGAAUCUGCGACGAUCUGAUAACCAGGGCGGCCGAUGUGUGUCUGAAGGAGCGGAAAAGGCUGGUCUUGUCGGUGAGGGAGACGCCGUUUAGUGAAAUCCAUCUGAGGAACAUGCUGGAUGUCACGAGGGCGGGAGCAAUUAUCGCGCCGCCUGUUGUUGGCUUUUAUACAAAGCCUUCGGGCAUAGAUGAUAUCUUGGAUCAAAUGGUUGGAAGAUUGCUGGAUUUGUUUGACUUGGAUUCGAGAGCUUUCGAGAGGUGGGAGGGAAUGGGCAAGAAUGCAGCGAACAGCUAG